Molecule: messenger RNA, 2396 nt
Organism: Etheostoma cragini (Arkansas darter)
Lineage: Eukaryota; Metazoa; Chordata; Actinopteri; Perciformes; Percidae
Gene: uri1
Product: URI1 prefoldin like chaperone
Exons: 11
Coding region: 327-1817 (496 amino acids)
Biological process (GO): negative regulation of transcription by RNA polymerase II; negative regulation of phosphatase activity
Molecular function (GO): transcription corepressor activity; chromatin binding; phosphatase inhibitor activity
Source: RefSeq, a predicted model, not a curated record
UUCGUCUUCUUGACAUUGGACCCUUGCAUUGGACCGAGGUGCAUGUCGCAGCGACAGUGACAAGGAAUAUUUGCUAAUCAUUGGAUACUAAAACCGUGGAUAUUUUUGGAAAAGCAUGCAGAAAUCUUGAAAUGAGAGUGUGAGAUGGUAUCACUUCCGAAAGUGAGGAUAAUUAUCACUGCCUCGUUGAUGAAUACAAGCAGAACGGGUCUCAGGAGUAGCUGCUGCUGCAUUCAUAAACACUUCUUUAGGACUCACAACAACCCCUGAGCUUUGUUUUGGGGUCACAAAACACCACAUAUUCCUGUUGUGCACGUGGGCUGACAAUGGCUGAAAAAGGUAAAAUGAACAUAGAGCAUCUCGGCGGAGUUGCCAGGCUCCGAGAGGAAAACGAGAAGGUGGUGAAAGACUGUGAAAGUCGGAUUCAACACUGGCAAAAGGUGUCAGGUGACUACGAAGCCCUGAAUAAGCGCCUUAAAACUCUUCCAGAUCAGCUGUCUUAUGACAUCAUGGUGCCGUUUGGCCCUUUGGCCUUCAUGCCGGGGAAGCUGGUACACACAAACGAGGUCACGGCGUUGCUUGGCGACAACUGGUUCGCCAAGUGCUCCGCCAAGCAGGCUCAGAAAGUCGUCGACCACAGGAUGAAAUACGUGAAGCAUGAACUUGAGGACCUGUCAAAGACCAUGAAAAACUUUGAAGCCAGAGUUGGGCUUGCGAAGGAUUUGGAAACCAUCUCAUCCAGUAAAGGGGACUACGUUGACAUCAGAGAAGACACAGGAGGCAGUGAAACUCCUGUCACAAAAGGAAAGCAAAGAAUAGCUCACAAACCAAAUUCUGUGCCCAAGAUGGAUGCCGUACUGGACCUAAAAGAGGAGAAUGAAGGAGAGAGCGGAGAUGGAGGGAGCAGAAACGGCACCUUGACUGAGGAAGAGUUGUGGGCUAGAUUGGAUGAACUCGAGAAACUGGAGGAGCUACAAGAUGAGCAAGAUAGAUUAUCAGAUAAUGCAGACAUGAAUGGCGAGGACACGUCAUCCAUUUCCUCCGAAGAGGAGAAGGAAGGAGAUGCCUCACCCCCGGUAAAUGGACUGAGUCUGAAGCCCAGCUGGACAGCCCGGCCUCGCAGUAAAGCGCCACCGAGCGCAGACAGGAAAGCGGGAGAAGACGACGAGGAAGAGCAAGAGGAAGGCACAUGCUUGCCUACCAUCUUUUUCUCUCACACAGUCGAACCCAAGAAGGUGAGGAUAAACACAGGAAAAAACACCAUGUUCAAGUUCAGUGAAAGGAAAGAGCAGAAGGAACACUCGAAGAGGAAAAAGAAAAACGGCCAUAACAACGGCCACUCGCAUCACGAACUUCACAAAAUCACCACACCAGUGGACAUUUACAGGUUGUUCGUGGAUGUGAAGAACGGGGAACCCGUCCCCAGGAAGUCCAUCCUAAAGUCUCGCAGCCGAGAGAACAGCGUGUGCAGCGACACCAGCGAGAGCAGCGCAGCGGACUUCGAGGAGCGCCGGGUGAUUGGACGCAGCUUCAGCCACGACGAGGCGACGCACAGCGACACCAGCGAUGGCAUUACGGAGGAGGACAGUCUCACGGCGGCCCCGCUGCACCCCGCCAGCCGAUUCGAGGCCUUUUCCGGAACAGUGGUAGAAAAGGACCCGAUGCCUUCGGCUAUCCCCCAUCUGACCAUCGCGCCACCCGCUCUGCCAACCAUACUGGAGAGGAAACAGGAGGAGGUGGCGUCUGACGUUGUCCCGCCCCAGCAAGCCCCGAAAAGGGUUUCCAAGUUUAAAGCUGCCAGAUUGCAACAGGUGUGACUGUUGACGAGCAAAUAUCCAUAUUUCACAAAAACUUGCUUUUUUUAAAGUCUGUUUCUUUUCUACAACUGAUGAACUGCACAAACCACCCGCUCCUCUCCUCUUCUUUCUUUCACCUUUGUCCAUACAGGAUUUAGUUUGUUGAGUAUGACCUUUCAUUGAGAAAAAGUGCAGUAGCAACGCUGUGUGUAACACUGCUUUUUAACAAGCUCCAAACCCUAGUAAAUGCAGUCUCUUUUGAUAUCCACUCCUACACUAAGAGUUUUGUCUAUCUUUCUGUGGGGCCUUUUUUAAACCGACUGCUUUCUGUCAUAUGGUUACCCAUCUUCUGCGUUACUGUUGAUCGAUGUUGAUGAUGCUUAGGUAAGACUCAAAGCUACUCUUAGAAUCGGUCGUCUUGUUUUGUUUCUUUUUUCUAAGUCAUGAUUAAUAGGCAGAAUCAGGUGUCUGCUAGCUGUCAUAUUACCUUCACUCGACCCGCCUAAUGAAUGUAUGUAUUCCUUUGUGACGAGCUUUAUGUAAAGACAAAAAAAGAAUACUGAUGGAAACUAAAAGGAAAAUAAACGAUUUUGGCUACAA